AUGGCCAACAAGUCGAAAUUUAUUGACUACAUUGAUGAAGCUCUGGAAAAAUCAAAAGAAACUGCACUUUCUCGCUUGUUUUUCACCCAUCAGGGGAUUCCGUACCCCAUCACCAUGUGCACUUCAGAAACUUUCCAGGCCUUGGACAACUUUGAAGCCAGAAGCAAUGACAUAGUGCUUGCAUCUUAUCCAAAGUGUGGUUCAAAUUGGAUUCUACAUAUCAUUAGUGAGUUAAUAUUUGCUGAAUCUAACAAAAAGUAUGAAUAUCCAGAAUUUCCAAUUCUUGAAUGUGGGGACCCAGAAAAAUAUCAGAGAAUGAAACAGUUUCCAUCCCCAAGGAUUCUGGCAACUCAUCUCCAUUAUGACAAAUUACCUGGGUCCAUCUUCAAGAAUAAAGCCAAGAUUUUGGUGAUAUUUCGAAACCCUAAAGAUACGGCAGUAUCUUUUUUCCAUUUCCACAACGAUGUCCCUGAUAUUCCAAGCUAUGGCUCCUGGGAUGAAUUCUUCAGACAGUUCAUGAAAGGCCAAGUUUCCUGGGGAAGCUAUUUUGAUUUUGCCAUUAACUGGAACAAACAUCUUGAUGAUGAAAAUGUUAAGUUCAUAUUAUAUGAAGACCUGAAAAAGAACCUGACCGCUGGAAUAAAACAAAUUGCUGAGUUCUUUGGAUUCUCUUUAACUGGGGAGCAGAUCCAAACCAUCUCAGCCCAGAGUACCUUCCAAGCAAUGCGAGCAAAGUCCCAGGAAACACACGGUGCCGUUGGGCCCUUCCUGUUCCGCAAAGGUGAAGUUGGUGAUUGGAAAAAUUUGUUCAGUGAAACUCAGAACCAGGAAAUGGAUGAAAAGUUCAAACAGUGCUUGGCAGGCACUUCCCUAGGAGCAAAGUUGAAGUAUGAAUCCUACUGCCACCCUUGA
Puma concolor (puma) is the source of this 912-nucleotide messenger RNA. It is a transcript of the gene SULT6B1, whose product is annotated as sulfotransferase family 6B member 1. Gene Ontology annotation, molecular function: sulfotransferase activity. Lineage: Eukaryota; Metazoa; Chordata; Mammalia; Carnivora; Felidae. The record is from RefSeq and is a predicted model, not a curated record.